Molecule: messenger RNA, 1462 nt
Organism: Stylophora pistillata
Lineage: Eukaryota; Metazoa; Cnidaria; Anthozoa; Scleractinia; Pocilloporidae
Product: testis-specific serine/threonine-protein kinase 3
Biological process (GO): intracellular signal transduction; microtubule cytoskeleton organization; protein phosphorylation
Cellular component (GO): cytoplasm
Molecular function (GO): ATP binding; tau-protein kinase activity
Source: RefSeq, a predicted model, not a curated record
GGUACGAAAUGCGCUCUUGCGCGCGGGCCAGUAACUCUGGAUAUGUUUGGGUUUGCGUUCAUCUCAGUUCUGAUUGGUUGUAUUAUUCUUCCAUUCAUUUAUGUCAUCACCAAAUUUAAACCUUUGUUAGAGGCAUUUAGGGCGCCUUUAAGAAACAAAGAAGAAGGUGGCGCUCAGAGCAACUUGGAUCAAAAUGCUUUUCUGCGAGGUUACGGUUACGACAUUGGCCGGGUCAUAGGCCAAGGGUCUUAUGCAGAUGUUAGGAAAGCUUACUCCAUAAACGCUAAAAGGGAGGUCGCUAUCAAGAUUGUCAACAAGGAAGAGGAUGUUGAUGGGAAAAAGAGCAGAUUCUUGAAGAGAGAAAUAGAGAUUCUUAAAUGGCUAAACCACAAGAACGUAAUCCGAGUAUUUGAUGUGAUUGACGGAGAGGAUAAAUUCUUUAUUGUGAUGGAACUGGCUCCAAAGGGUGAUCUCCUGUCUCUUCUACUUAAACGCCACAAACUAACAGAACACGAGACAAAGGUUCUAUUCAAAUCAAUCGUGGAUGGUGUUCUGUAUUGCCAUAAAAACGGCGUGACUCACAGAGACCUCAAGCUUGAAAAUAUUCUUCUCUCUGAUGAAAAUGAACCGAUUGUUACAGAUUUUGGCUUCGCGCGUUACAUUGGAGCAGCUACGGAUCAAAGAACUCGAAGUAGAACUUUCUGUGGCUCAUAUGCAUACGUUGCUCCAGAGAUACUACAAGGUAUUCCUUACGAUGGUAUGGCUAGUGACGUUUGGAGUCUCGGGGUUGUUUUGUACACCUUGGUGUGUGGACGUUUUCCGUUUGAUGACUCAGAUCCAAAGACUCUUUUACAGGAAACAACUUCUGGUAAACUGGAAUAUCCCACGCAGGCUUCCGGUCUCUCUGAUCAGGCCAAAGACUUGAUCAAAAAGAUGUUGUCAACCAGUGUUAGAGAAAGAAUUACUCUGACUGAGGUGAUGGAUCAUCCUUGGUUAUUAGAAGACGUGACUGCCACUUAAACUGACACAAAGCAAGGCAGAACCUUUUUAGUUCCUUUUUGUUAAAACGAUUAAUUUUUUUGUCUCGAGAGACUUCUAAAAAUCUCCGUGGUUAGAAAAAAGGCCUAACUAUUCAGAAGCUGGCGAUAUUUGGUUAAAGGCUCAUGAAUCAGGACGGGGAGAGCGUUUUCAGUAGCUCAAAGAUGCUGCUUUUCAGUCCGAAAAGAACUCUUUACAAGUGAAACACUGUCUUUAUGAUUUCUCAAGAAAACGAGCUAAAAAUAAAGUUGCUUAACUCUUUUCCGCCUGAGUUGUUUUAAGGGACUCUUUAGAAUUUAGAUACACCCAUCACUUUUUACAGUUUUUUACCAUUUUGUUUGCUCAGAAGUAUGGAUAACUAUAUAUCAAAUUAAUCAGCAAUAAAUUUUGCAUCUAUAAAUUUUAAGCAAUUUCAUAAUUGAUU